Suricata suricatta (meerkat) is the source of this 2702-nucleotide messenger RNA. RefSeq names its product eomesodermin (gene EOMES). The record is from RefSeq and is a predicted model, not a curated record. The coding region runs from base 44 to 1591 and encodes 515 amino acids. Lineage: Eukaryota; Metazoa; Chordata; Mammalia; Carnivora; Herpestidae. Gene Ontology annotation, biological process: positive regulation of DNA-templated transcription; regulation of transcription by RNA polymerase II; mesoderm formation. Gene Ontology annotation, molecular function: RNA polymerase II cis-regulatory region sequence-specific DNA binding; DNA-binding transcription factor activity, RNA polymerase II-specific. The transcript is spliced from 6 exons. Gene Ontology annotation, cellular component: nucleus.
UGUGUACCCUGCUCCCAACGGGGCGCGCUACCCCUACGGCUCCAUGCUGCCCCCCGGCGGCUUCCCCGCGGCUGUGUGCCCACCUGGCCGGGCGCAGUUCGGCCCGGGAGCCGGCGCCAGUAGUGGCGCGGGCGGCGGCGGCGGCGGGGCGGGCGGCCCCGGCGCCUAUCAGUACAGCCAGGGGGCUCCGCUCUACGGGCCGUACCCUGGGGCGGCAGCCGCGGGUUCCUGCGGAGGACUGGGGUUGGGGGUUCCUGGUUCCGGCUUCCGUGCCCACGUCUACCUGUGCAACCGGCCUCUGUGGCUCAAAUUCCACCGCCACCAAACCGAGAUGAUCAUUACGAAACAGGGCAGGCGCAUGUUUCCUUUCUUGAGCUUCAACAUAAACGGACUCAAUCCCACUGCCCAUUACAACGUGUUUGUAGAGGUGGUGCUGGCGGACCCCAAUCACUGGCGAUUCCAGGGGGGCAAGUGGGUGACCUGCGGCAAAGCGGACAAUAACAUGCAGGGCAACAAAAUGUAUGUUCACCCAGAGUCUCCUAAUACUGGUUCCCACUGGAUGAGACAGGAGAUUUCUUUUGGGAAGUUAAAACUCACCAAUAACAAAGGCGCAAAUAACAACAAUACCCAGAUGAUAGUCUUACAGUCUUUACACAAGUACCAACCCCGGCUGCACAUUGUUGAAGUUACAGAGGAUGGCGUGGAGGACUUGAAUGAGCCCUCAAAGACUCAGACCUUUACCUUCUCGGAAACACAGUUCAUUGCAGUGACUGCCUACCAAAACACUGACAUAACUCAACUAAAGAUCGAUCAUAACCCCUUUGCAAAAGGCUUCAGGGACAACUAUGAUUCCAUGUACACCGCUUCAGAAAAUGACAGGUUAACUCCAUCUCCCACGGAUUCUCCUAGAUCCCAUCAGAUUGUCCCUGGAGGUCGGUACGGCGUUCAGUCCUUCUUCCCGGAGCCCUUUGUCAACACGUUACCUCAAGCCCGAUAUUAUAAUGGCGAGAGAACCGUGCCACAGACCAACGGGCUCCUUUCACCCCAACAGAGCGAAGAGGUGGCCAACCCUCCCCAGCGGUGGCUUGUCACGCCUGUCCAGCAACCUGGGACCAACAAACUAGACAUCGGUUCCUAUGAGUCUGAAUACACUUCCAGCACCUUGCUCCCGUACGGUAUUAAAUCCUUGCCCCUCCAGACAUCCCAUGCCCUGGGGUACUACCCUGACCCAACCUUCCCUGCCGUGGCAGGGUGGGGAGGUCGAGGUUCUUAUCAGAGGAAGAUGGCCGCUGGACUCCCAUGGACCUCCAGAACAAGUCCCCCUGUGUUCUCUGAAGAUCAGCUCUCCAAGGAGAAAGUCAAAGAAGAAAUUAGUUCUUCUUGGAUAGAGACGCCUCCUUCCAUCAAGUCUCUCGAUUCCAACGAUUCCGGGGUAUACACCAGUGCUUGUAAGCGAAGGCGGCUGUCUCCCAGCACCUCUAGUAAUGAAAAUUCUCCCUCCAUAAAGUGUGAGGACAUUAAUGCCGAAGAGUACAGUAAAGACACCUCAAAAGGCAUGGGGGGUUAUUACGCUUUUUACACAACCCCCUAAAGCGUUAUCUAAACUUCGUAAACAUGAGCUAACUUUUUGCAGAUGGACUUGGUGGUGUUUUUUGUUGUCUUCUUUGCCUAGGUUUGCCAAAAAGACAUUUGCGUUCCACCGCGAUGCAUUCUGUUUUGUGCAAUCCUCUAAAAGAAGGUGCCAAAGCUUUUUGAUUGCUGCAGGUAACUGAAACAAGCCUGGCAAUUUUUUUUUAAAUAAAAUUAACGAAGGACUUUAAAGUGUUUUAAAAUUCCAAGGUUAUCUGAGGUUCUGGACUUAUUUAUUGGAGGCACUAGCCAUUCAGAGAAUUGGGCUGUGAAGACUGAGUGCUGGGCACAAUCUGAUGAGUUGCCAGCUCAUUCCUCUUUGUAAAUCUGUACGCAAAGAGAAUCCCAGAGUGAUAAGAUGUUCUGCUUCUGGAAGAAAAUGGCUGGGCCUUAAGCUUCAACGGGGGACCUUUUGCUGUUACGUUCUGCUGGGGACAAAAGAUGCUAGGCCUGGGAGGUGAGAAAAACUUCAGUGAAGGUGCCGGUUUUACCCAACUUGGAUUCCUCCUGGGCUUUGGAAACAAGCCAUGUUUGCCCUUAGUUCAGGAUUGCCUCACUUGCCAGGCCUCUGCUGUGUGCCCGGGUGGCCAGUAGGACUCAGGAGUCGCCAGGCUAGAGGGAGUCGCCACAAAGGAAAAAAAAGAGAAUUUAAAAGUGUACAGUUUUGUGUGUGCUUAGAUACACCGUAGAAUAACGUGGGAUACAUUGUACAAAUAGUCUACAUACGUGUCUGAGAUUAUGUAAAAUUGGUGCUUUGGCUUUGUAAAGAAUUUCCAGAUCACCUGACAACAGUUGCAGGAGCAGGAGGAUUGGCUCUCUCUUCAUGCCUGACAUUUGGGAAUAUUCUGUUUACUUCUUAGAUAGUUAAGAAUGUAUUCAGCCACUCUGUACUAACUUGAAACGUGUUUAAGGAAAACUAUUUCACCCUCUUGCCAUCCCCACUACCCAACUCCGUAACGUGAAGAAGCUAAAACCCGACGCCACAGCUCCUAUAGGCUUUUUAGAGAUCUUGGAUUUUUAUGUACAGUCUUAGUCAUUUUUAAUAAAUGUGGUUCAUUAAGGGAACAGGCAUA